AUGAGCGAGGAAAAGAAGAAAGAAAAGGAGGAUGAUCCUCGGUUGGAAAUUGUGCGUUCAUUCGUGCUCAAAUCGCAUCGUUUGAAACUCGAACGAUGGCAAAAGUUAGUCGGCAAUGACGAAUAUCGGAACAUCAUCUACAAUUGGCUCAACACACCAUCCAUUAAGCAACUUGUCAUAUCGAAUAACGUCGGAAAUUUGGCUGCCUCGUACAAUGCGCCGGCAAUUCACAAACAAAAGAUUAGCUAUUUCGCGAAAAAGGGAGAAAUUGAGUUGACACUCGAAAAUAUACGAACCAGUCUUUUGAUUGGAGAAAUGUCUCCAAAGCCCAUUGAUGAUUUGGCGAUAAUGAUUGACAAUUUGUACUAUCCGUUACUUACAAACCCGUUGAAUCAAAAAGGAUGGACCGAGACAAUGUCGAAAGAUAUGGAAAGUCAUUUACAGGAGUUACGAAACACGAUUGCUGAGGUGCGUGGUAACAUAAUUAAUCAAACUUUACUACCGAUGCCAAUCAUUAUUGACAAGGUCAUGCAAAUACAGACAGAAAUUGCACUUGGGCACACUGACACAAUCGACAUGAAAAUGAAAAACUCUCUCGAAGGAAUUGUCAUAAAAUGGGCAACGCAAAUCGACGCUGUCUUAAAGGAGGAUUCCUCAUCAUUAUUCGACAACAACAAGCAACCCGUUCCUUUUGACGAAAUAAACUUUUGGCAAAGUCGUUUAAAAAACUUGGAAAAUAUCUACGAGCAACUUACGGAUCCACGUGUUAAAGCUGUCGGCGUUGUUUUGCAAUCCAUUAAUUCCGUGUACUUUACAUCCUUCAGUCAAACCUUCAAAAAUGUUGUAGCAACGUUGCACGAAGCACGCGAUAUUACAUUGUACUUGAAACCGAUGGAAAAGUACUUUGACGAUUUUGAGACACUCGAAUUUUUGGAUUUGUAUCCGACAAUUUUACCGAUGCUGCAUUGUGUGUGUCUCGUAUGGGCUAAUUCUCGUUAUUAUUGCAAGAACUCCCGAAUGGUUGUAAUGUUCAAAGUUAUUCAUAAUAUGUUGAUUUCCGCUGCUUCAAGAGCUUUGGAUCCUGAUUCCUUGUUUCAAGGCGAACCAUAUGAAAUUUUGGCGAAAGUUGAGAAAGUUAUUGAAAUGUUGGAGCAUUAUCGCGAGCAAUAUCACGAACACAAAGCAAAACUCAAGGAAUAUGAAAUCCCGGAAUCAACCCCGAUUUAUUGGAGUUUUCGUCCGAAAGAUAUUUUUGAACGUUUCGAUGCUUUUGUGACACGUUUGUCGCAUGUUCGAGGCAUCCUGAUGACAGCAGAUGAUUUUAUGAAGUUGGAACGUGUUGAAAUCGGAGGAUUGAAAGGACGAACAAUCAGUCGAAAGAUUCAAGAAAUCUAUCAUGAGUUCGCCGAUAAGAUCUACAAAGGAUGGCGUGAACUUAAAUUCGAUCCUCUUAACGUUGAUCCCCGUCAAAAGCAUUUCGAACGCGAAUUACGAGUUUACACGGAGAAAACUGACGUUCUUGAACUCAAAUUAGCAGUUCAAUUUCGUCAAGCAUUCGAAGAUUGCUCAAACUUGGAUCAACUAAUCAAAUUAGUUCAUGUUCUCGGAAGUUUGUUAAGUCGUCCUUUGAUCUCCAAACAAGUUAGUGAACAACUUCUCGGAUUAAUUUUCCUCUUCAACAACGAUUUGGAUAUGGUUAAGGAUUGUUUCGACAAAGGCAUGCAAAAAUAUCAAACAGAAGGCUUAAGUGCUGUGCCUGUUGACGACGCAUAUCCUCCUGUUGCCGGAACUCUUAUGUGGUUAUAUAAACUUCGCGCGAGAAUCACUCGUCCUGUAACUGAUAUCGCCAUGUUGGAAUUCCCCAUCUUCGAUAACGAUCAAGGACGUUACAUUUUGUCACGAAAAGAUGAGAUGCUCGAACUUUUACAAUCGUUCGAAACGAAGAUCUUCCAUGAAUGGCGUCAAACUGUACCGAAAACAAUUGCUGAUGGCAUGAACGAACAUCUCAUAGUUCGCGACGAAAAGAAUCUUGUACAUCUGAACUUUGUUCAAGCUUUGUCGGAUGUUCUGACAGAAGUUAAAUACUUGAAAAGCAUCGAAAAAGAAGACAUCCCAACGGAAGCUCUUGACUUAUUUGAACUUAACAACGAAUUAUGGCAUACGAAACUCAGCAUCUCUCGUGUCGUUGAAUGGUACAAUGAAGUUCGAACUAACACGAAUGAAGUUGAAUUCGCAAUCAUUGAAGCUGAAGUUGCUGAACUUGAUGAAUUCAUGGAAAAAUCAAUUUCGGUUGAUACUUGGAAGGAAUAUUCAAAAAGUUAUGUCGAUGAACUCUAUUCAAAAGUUAAAGAUUUGAACAUGAGAGUAAAGAAAUCACACAAAAACAUCAAAGAUCUUCAAGAAAACAUUCGGAAAUACGGAAGACUUCCUUUGUACGAAAGAAGAGACUUGAAAUCACUCAUUGUUUUAGAUGAUCGUGAACAACGUUUGGCACGAAGAUCCAACAAUUGCAAAGAAACACGAGAACUAAUCACUAAAGUGAUGGAUGAAAACUUCCGUCUUUUGUUCAACCAUCCUUUGAUCGUUGAAGAAACCAUUGAAGAACCUGUUCUUGAAGUAAAAUCAUCAAAAAUGUCAAAAAUGAGCAUUGAAUCAAAGAAAUCAUUGGUUGACAAAAACUUUUCAAAAGAAUCUCAAACAGGAUCAUCCUUAACUGAAAUCAAAAAAUCCAAAAGUGAAGAAAUCUUGAAAAAAACUGAAAAAGAAGUUGAACUGUACUUACCUUAUGAAGAGUACAUGGAUAAACUCGUUGGCGACGAAGUGAUGGAUGCGAUUCGAACAAGUGUGAAAUACAUCAAAUUCGAGAUGGAAAAUCGGCAUGAACGAAAUGUACCAAUUUUUGAGGUUAAAAUGGAUUUACAACUUGACAGAGUUGUUUAUCUUCCCGCUUUGGAUUUGAACUACAAGAAAUUCAGUCUAAUCGCUCUUGUUGAAGAUCUUCUCAUGGAUAUUUAUGAGAUGUCUGAUGAGAUAUACCGAAUAGUUCAAACUGAAGAUGAACCUGAAACCUAUGAAAGUCGUCUCCGACAAGAGAAGGAAAUUGAUGCCAUGAAACUUGACAUCAUCACGAAUACGAGACAAACUUCACGUGAAGCUUUGGAGUAUUUCAAACUUUAUGACAAGUACAGUUACAUCUGGUUAGAUGACAAAAAAGUGUUUCUCGAACGUUUUUUGCGUUUUGGUAGAGCUUUAACCCCUGAUGAAAUUGAAACUCUUGACACGAGUGAAUCAACUCUCAAAGAAGAGAAAGAAAUCACUUUGGCAAUGUACAAAAAGCAGAUCGACUAUUAUUACAAAUUGUACGAUGAAAUAUCCGAAAUUGAACAAUCUCAUGUUUUUCGAACAUGGCUCAAUGUCGAUAUGAAAGGAUUCAAAUGGGGAUUGUUGAAUGAAGUGAAUCAUUGGAACAACAUGUUCAAGCAACAUUUGGGCAAUCAAGUGAGAGAUAAACUUCAAGAACUUCAAGAUUUUGUAACUGCAACCAAUGAUGUCUUUGAUUUGACACCAAAACUCGAAAGAGAUGAUUUCGGAAGUUUAUUGAAGAUUCUUGAAGCUCUAACACAGAUCAAAAAUCAGGAAAUCGCAACUGACAACAUGUUUGAACCAUUGAAGGAAAUCGUGAAUUUACUUGCAGAGUACAAUGUUGAGUUUGAGGAUACAGUUCACAAUCAAUUCGCUGAACUGCCUGAACUAUGGAUGCGAUUGAAGAAGACAGCACUUCAAACGAGACAAGAUAUUGCUCCGAUUCAAGAAUAUCAAGUUGGAUUGAUUCACAAACGGAUUCAACUGUUCAACUUCAGGAUGACCAUCUAUCGUGAUAUGUUCAAAAAGUUGAAGAUUUUCCAUGUUCCAUGUACAAACGCUUAUGAAAUCUUCGAUAAAACUCGUGCUGAACUCGAUGACAAACAAUCGCAAUAUUCGGAGCUUGUGACUUCAGCAAAUCUCUUUGAACUCGCAAAACCAGAAGAAAAAUUGCUGAAUUUGUGUGACAGAGAGUUGAAACUUUCGAAGCAAAUUUGGGAUUUUGUUUAUACGGUAGAGUCGUGCGUUGAAGAUUGGAAGACGACGCCAUGGAAAAAGGUUAAUGUUGAAGAUUUGGAGCAAGAAUGUAAGAAAUUUGCAAAGGAGUUGAGGCAAUUAGACAAAGAUAUUCGAGUUUGGGAGCCAUAUGUGUAUGUCACGGAUCUCAUUACGAAUCUGAUGGCAUCGUUGAAGGCAAUUACGUCAUUACAAAAUCCAGCUAUUCGGGAUAGGCAUUGGACUGAGUUGAUGAGAACGACACAGCUGCAUAAAGUUUAUGGAUUAGAUGCGCUGGUUCGUUUCAACAUGGAUACAAAAACAACAUUAGCUGACUUGUUAAACCUCAAUUUGCACAAAUACGAAGAAGAAGUCAAAAACAUCGUCGAUAAAUCCGUCAAAGAAGAAGCCAUGGAGAAAGCAAUCAAAACUCUCGCAUCAACUUGGAAAUCUGUCGACUUCGAUUGCGACAUCCACGAAAGAACUCAACUCAAAAUGCUCAAAGUUUCGGAAGAAAUAAUCGAAACACUCGAAGAAAAUUUAUCUCAACUCCAAAUGUUGCUUGCUUCUAAAUUCAUUGCCUUCUUUUUCACCGAAAUCCAAGAUUGGCAAGACAAACUAUCAAACACGGAUCAAGUUCUCGACUCAUUUUUCGAAGUUCAACGAAAAUGGAUGUACUUGGAGAGCAUUUUCAUCGGUUCAGAAGACAUUCGAAAUCAACUGCCCGAAGAUUCGAAACGUUUCGAUCGAAUUGAUCAAGAGUUCAAAGCAAUUCUCGCACAAAUGGUUGCCGAUUUGAAUGUCGUUAAAGCAACAAAUCGCCCAAAUUUAUUCGAAAAACUCGAAUUACUUCAACAAGAAUUAAUUCAAUGCGAAAAAGCGUUGAACGAUUAUUUGGAAACUAAGAGAUUAGCAUAUCCGAGAUUUUAUUUCAUCUCUUCGGCGGAUCUGCUUGACAUUUUGGCAAACGGAAAUCAUCCGGAAUUGGUUGCGAGACACUUGACAAAAUUAUAUGACUCUCUCGCAAAGUUAGUUUUUGAGGAAAAAGGAAGUAAAAUAGCAAAAGGAAUGAUUUCGAAGGAAAACGAAGAAUAUGUCGAAUUCAAUGGAAAAUGCGAUUGCAGCGGAAAAGUCGAAAAUUGGUUGAAUCGUGUCACAGACAUUAUGCGAGUGACUCUCCAUCGAUUAUUUGACUUGGCUGUCAAAGCUUACGUCGAAAAAGAACGCGAUCAAUGGUUAUUUGACUGGCCAGCUCAACCCGCUUUGUGUGCGACACAAAUUUGGUGGACAAUUGAGGUAAAUCACGCUUUUGACAAGAUGGAAGAAGGAUACGACAAAGCAAUGAAAGAAUAUCUCGACAAGCAUAUUCGUCAAUUGAAAGCUUUGAUCAUGUUACUCGUUGGCGAAUUGACUCCGGGAGACAGACAGAAGAUUAUGACAAUUUGUACGAUCGAUGUUCAUGCUCGAGAUGUCGUUGCGAAGAUGAUUGAACAAAAAGUCGAGACUUCAAGUGCUUUUCAAUGGCAAUCUCAGUUAAGACAUCGAUGGGAUGAGGGAUUGUCGGAUUGUUAUGCGAACAUUUGCGAUGCGCAAUUCCGUUAUGACUAUGAAUAUCUCGGAAAUACGCCGAGAUUGGUAAUUACGCCGUUAACUGAUCGAUGUUACAUUACGUUGACGCAAUCUUUGCAUCUUAUUAUGGGAGGAGCUCCUGCAGGCCCCGCCGGAACAGGAAAAACUGAAACAACGAAAGAUUUGGGACGAGCAUUGGGCAUUAUGGUCUACGUUUUCAACUGUUCUGAACAAAUGGAUUACAAAUCUUGCGGAAAUAUCUACAAAGGAUUGUCUCAAACAGGCGCUUGGGGAUGUUUCGACGAAUUUAACAGGAUUUCCGUUGAAGUUUUGUCUGUCGUUGCUGUUCAAGUGAAAAGUAUACAAGAUGCCAUCAAGGGAGAAGAAAAAUUUACGAUCAUUGAUCAAGUAAAGGCUAAAAAGAAAAAUUUCAACUUUAUGGGAGAACAAAUCGAUUUGAUACCGACAGUUGGUAUUUUUAUCACAAUGAACCCCGGAUACGCAGGAAGAACAGAGUUACCUGAGAAUUUGAAAGCUCUUUUUCGUCCAUGUGCUAUGGUUGUUCCUGAUUUCGAGCUCAUUUGUGAAAUUAUGUUGGUUGCUGAAGGAUUUCAAGAAGCUCGGAUGCUUGCAAGGAAAUUUAUUACGUUGUACACUUUAUGCAAGGAGUUAUUGUCGAAGCAAGAUCAUUACGAUUGGGGAUUGAGAGCUAUUAAAUCUGUGUUAGUUGUUGCUGGAUCGUUGAAACGUGCUGACAAACCUGACACUCCCGAAGAACAUGUUCUGAUGAGAGCUUUGCGUGAUUUUAAUUUACCUAAAAUCGUUACUGAAGAUGUUCCUGUUUUUCGAGGUUUAAUUGGAGAUUUGUUCCCGAACAUUGAAGCUCGAAGACAACCUGAUAUGGAAUUUGAACGUUUGAUCGCCAAAUCUGCUUUGGAGCUCGGAUAUCAACAAGAAAAAGGAUUUAUUUUGAAAGUUGUUCAACUUCAGGAACUAUUUGAAGUUCGACAUUCAGUUUUUAUCAUCGGAAAUGCAGGAACAGGAAAAAGCGCCGUUUGGCAAACGCUUCACAAAACAUAUCACAAUCAAAAAGGAACUCUCAAACCUCAUUAUGACGACUUAGAUCCGAAAGCUGUGACAAACGACGAGUUAUUCGGGAUUAUUAAUCCAGCGACGCGCGAAUGGAAAGACGGCUUAUUCUCCGUUGUGAUGAGAAAUCAAGCUAAUAUGACGGGAAAAGGAUGGAAAUGGAUUGUUUUGGAUGGCGACAUUGACCCAAUGUGGAUUGAAAGUUUAAACACUGUGAUGGAUGACAACAAAGUUCUUACUCUCGCAAGCAACGAAAGAAUCGCUUUAACACGUGACAUGCGAUUACUUUUUGAGAUUUCAAACUUACGAACAGCAACUCCCGCCACAGUUUCACGCGCGGGAAUUUUAUUUAUCAAUCCGCAAGAUUUAGGAUGGAAUCCUUAUGUCGCUUCUUGGAUUGAAAAACGCGAAAGCAAAGUAGAAAAGGGAAUUUUGCCUGUUUUGUUUGAGAAAUACGUGAUUCCGUUGUUAGAACACAACGUUCGUUUCAAAAAAAUCACUCCAAUAUCGGAAAUAGCUCAACUACAGAUGACUUGCUUCUUGCUUGAAUGUCUCUUGACGCCAGAUAACGUUCCAAAUGGAUGUCCCAAAGAGUGGUAUGAAAUUUAUUUCUGCUUUGCACUCAUUUGGGGUUUCGGAUCUGCACUUUUUCACGAUCAAAUGAUCGAUUGGCGUAAUGAAUUUCAUAAAUUUUGGAUGAACGAGUUCAAAAGUGUCAAAUUUCCGGCUCAAGGAACAAUUUUCAACUAUUACGUCGAUCGAGAGACGAAAAAUUUUCUGCCAUGGAACAAUUUGGUGCCCGGAUAUGAGCUCGAUAUUGAUAUUCCGUUGCAACAAACGCUCGUACCAACUGCUGAAACAACUCGUUUGCGAUGGUUCAUGGAUCAACUGAUCGAGAGACAACAUCCCGUUAUGUUAAUUGGAUCUGCGGGUUCGGGAAAAAGUGUUAUUGUACAAGAUAAAUUGAAUUCGCUGUCAGAUCGUUAUGCUGUAACGAAUGUUCCUUUCAAUUUCUAUACAACUUCGGAAAUGUUACAAAAAAUCCUCGAAAAACCUUUGGAAAAGCAAGGAAGACAAUUUGGACCUCCGAAGAAUAAAUUCAUGAUUUACUUCGUUGAUGACAUGAACAUGCCUGAAGUUGAUGCUUAUGGGACAGUAGCGCCUCAUACACUCAUUCGACAGUUUAUGAACUACAAACAUUGGUACGAUCGCACGAAAUUGACGUUAAAAGACAUCAAAGACUGUCAAUUUGUGUCUUGCAUGAAUCCAACAGCGGGAUCUUUCACCAUUGAUCCGCGAUUGCAACGACAUUUUUGCGCUUUUGCUGUUAAUUUUCCCUCUGGCGAGCCUUUAUAUCACAUUUACAACUCAAUUUUAUCGCAACAUCUCGCUUCAACGCCAAUUCCUCCCUUAAAGCCCUUUUCCAAUGCAACGCAGAAGAUUUGUCAGCAACUUGUGCAAACGGCUAUUACUUUACAUAAUCGCGUUGCUCAAGCUUUUCUUCCGACAGCGACGAAAUUUCAUUAUAUCUUCAAUUUGCGUGAUUUAUCGAAUAUUUUUCAAGGCAUGUUGUGCACAGGAGGCGAUGCUGCUCCCGAUUCUACGGGAUUAAUACGACUUUGGAUGCAUGAAGCAACGCGAGUUUAUGCGGAUAAACUUACGACGACGGAAGAUAUUGAGACGUAUCAUAAAAUUAUGAUUGAAACUGUGAAGAAAGGAUUUGAAGAACUUGAUGAGAACAAAGUUUUUAUGCGUCCUUUGCGUUUUUGGCAUUAUGCUGAUGGACUUGCCGAUUCGAAAUAUAUGCCCGUAAGAGACGAAGAACUUUUGAAACGUCUCAUGAACGAAGCCCAACAAAACUACAACGACGAAGUUGGAGACAUGAAUUUAGUACUUUUUGAAGAUGCAAUUGGGCACAUUUGUCGCAUCAAUCGCAUUUUAGAAGCGCCCCGAGGAAACGCCUUGUUAAUCGGAGUCGGAGGUUCGGGAAAACAAUCACUUUCACGUCUUGCAGCUUACAUCUCAAAUUUAGACGUGUUCCAAAUUCAGUUGAGAAAAGGUUACGGAAUUGGCGAUUUGAAAACUGACAUUGCUGCAAUUUAUCUCAAAACGGGAUUACGAAAUAUGGGAUUCAUGUUUCUCAUGACAGACGCUCAAGUUGCUGAAGAACAUUUUCUCGUGCUAAUUAACGAUAUGUUAGCAAGCGGAGAGAUUUCAGAACUGUUUCCGGAUGACGAAGUAGAGAACAUUGUGAAUGGUUUGCGGAAUGAAGUGAAGCAAUUUGGGAUAAUGGAUACCAAAGAGAAUUGUUGGAAGUUUUUUAUCGAUCGUGUGAGACGAAAUUUGAAGAUUGUUUUGUGUUUUUCGCCUGUUGGAUCAACUUUGCGUAUCAGAAGUCGUAAAUUUCCGGCAAUUGUGAAUUGUACAGCUAUCGAUUGGUUUCAUGAAUGGCCCAAAAAUGCUUUGGAAUCUGUUUCGCAAAGUUUUUUGCAACAAUUGGAGAUACUUCCGAUCGAAUUAGUGAAGCCAAUUGCGGUUUACAUGUCAUAUGUGCAUAACACAGUUAACGAAAUGUCCCAAAUUUAUUAUCAAAACGAACGACGAUACAAUUAUACGACUCCUAAAUCCUUCUUGGAGCUUAUUGCGCUGUACACAAAACUUCUCACAGAGAAAAACAAAGUUUUGAAAGACAGAAUUGUCCGUUUAGAGAAUGGAGUUCACAAAUUACACGAAUGUGCGAUUCAAGUUGACUCGUUACAAGAACAACUCGCCGAACAAGAAGUUGUUUUACGUGAAAAAAACGCCGCAGCAGAUGAAUUAAUCGUAAAAGUGAAACUCGAGAACGACAUUGUUCAAGCAGAGAAAAAUGCCGCCGCUGAAGAAGAGAAAAAAGUGAAAAUCAUCGAAGAAGAAGUAACGGCAAAAGCAAAAGGAUGCGAAGAAGACUUGAAAAAAGCUGAACCCGCAUUGAGAGCUGCCGAAGCUGCUUUGGAUGUCGUCAAAAAGAAAGAUAUUGACGAAAUGAAGAAAAUCGCAGCUCCUGUUCCCGUCGUUCAACUCAUCAUCGAUGCGGUUCAUGUGUAUCUCGACAAAGCUCCCGUACCAAAAGAUCGCAGUUGGAAGUCAUGUCAACUCAUGAUGGGUCAAGAUCAGUUCCUGAAUAACUUGAAAAAUUUCGAAAAGAAGAAAAUUCAUCCCCAAACAGCGAAAGAAGUGAAAAAUUUGUUGAUGAAUCCGAUGUUUAAUGAAGAAACAGCGUCGAAAGCGUCUCAAGCGUUGCGUGGAUUGUGUGAAUGGGUUCAAAAUAUCGACAAAUUUUACGAUGUUUAUUUGGAUGUUGAACCUAAAGAACGUGCUUUGGAAAGUGCAAGAGCGGAAUUACAAUCUGCACAAGAAAAGCUUUCCGUUUUACAGGAUAAGAUAAAGGCCCUCGAAGACAAAUUAGCAGUAAUUAAAGCUGAAUUUGACGCCGCAAAAGAAGAAAAAGAUCGUUGUCAAGCUGAUGCGGAUCGAACUGCUUUCACAAUUGACCUUGCAAAUCGUUUGGUUAACGGUCUUUCAUCUGAAGGCGUUCGUUGGCGUGAUUCCAUCGAUCAACUCAACAAACAAGAAGUCACUCAAUUUGGCGAUGUUUUACUCCUAUGUUGUUUCUUGUCAUAUGUCGGAUGUUUCACGCGUCGAUAUCGCAUCGAAUUGCAAGAAAAAAUGUGGAUACCAACAUUUAAGAAGACAAAACCCGCAAUUCCGUACAACGAUCAAAUCGACACACUUUCGUUGAUUGUCGAUGAAGCUCUUAUCGCUUCGUGGAACAACGAGGGUUUACCAACGGAUCGAAUGUCAGCAGAAAAUGCCGCUAUUUUGAUAAAUUCUUCGCGAUGGCCUUUGAUGAUCGAUCCGCAGCUACAGGGAAUCAAAUGGAUUAAACAGAGAUACGGAAGUUCUUUGGUAGCAUUGAGACCUACGGGAAAAUAUUUGGAUGAAAUUGAAAAAGCAGUUACAAAUGGCGAUGUUUUGUUGCUUGAGAACAUCGAUGAGACAUUAGAUGCUGUUCUUGAUCCCCUUUUGGGACGACAAUUGAUCAAAAAAGGCACAGUUCUCAAGAUUGGCGAUCGCGAAGUUGAUUUCAAUCCAAAUUUUCGUCUCAUUUUACAAACAAAACUCGCAAAUCCUCAUUACAAACCUGAAAUGCAAGCACAAACGACGUUAAUUAACUUCACCGUAACUCGUGAUGGCUUGGAAGAACAACUUUUAGGCGAAGUUGUCAAAGUAGAACGACCUGAUUUGGAACAGCAACGUUCCCAUUUGACACAACAACAAAACGAAUUCAAGAUUAUCUUGAAAGAACUCGAAGAUGAUUUGCUCAGUCGACUUUCGGCAGCAGGAGAAAACGUUUUAGAAGAUGUCGAAUUGGUUGAAAGUUUGGAAAAGACGAAACACACAGCAGCAAGUAUCACCCAACAAGUCGAAGAUUCAAAGAAAACUGCUAUUGAGAUAGAUACAGCACGUGAAAGUUACCGCUCAACCGCAGAAAGAGCUUCAAUUUUGUACUUCAUCUUGAACGAAUUGUACAAAAUCAACCCAAUUUAUCAAUUUUCGCUGAAAUCCUUCACUGUAGUGUUCAAAAAUGCCAUUUUAAAUACUCCUGCGACGGAAACUCUAACCGAGAGAGUUGUGAAUUUGAUUGAUUCGAUCACUUUUGCCGUCUUCAUGUACACAAGUCGUGCGUUAUUUGAAAAGGAUAAACUUAUUUUUAUGGCUCAGAUGGCAAUUCAGAUACUUUUACAAGCGAAAGAGAUACAACAAAGUGAAUUAGAUUUCCUUUUACGUUUCCCAUAUAUCCCGAACUUGACAUCGCCCUUGGAUUUUUUGACAAAUAAUGGAUGGGGAGGCAUCAAAGCUCUCUCGCAAAUGGACGAAUUCCGUAAUUUAGACAAAGAUAUCGAAGGUUCAGUCAAACGUUGGAAGAAAUUUGUCGAAGCUGAAUGUCCUGAACGUGAAAAACUCCCCGGAGAAUGGAAAAACAAAAGUGCAUUGCAACGUUUAUGUAUAAUGCGAUGUUUAAGACCUGAUCGCAUGACAUAUGCUGUUAGAACGUUCAUUGAAGAGAAAUUAGGUACGAAAUACGUUGAAGCACGAACAGUUGAUUUUGCAAAAUCUUUCGAGGAAUCCAGUAGUUCAACUCCCAUUUUCUUCGUUUUGUCUCCCGGAGUUGAUCCUUUGAAGGAUGUCGAAGCAAUGGGCAAAAAAUUAGGCUUCACGACAGAUCGGAGGAACUUUCACAACGUUUCGCUCGGGCAAGGACAGGAAAUUGUCGCUGAAGAUGCGAUUGAUGUUGCUUCCGUCGAAGGUGCUUGGGUUAUUUUACAAAAUGUACAUCUCGUUGCGAAAUGGCUUCCAACGUUGGAAAAGAAAAUGGAAGCUGCUGUCGAAAAUGCCCAUCCUGAUUAUCGAUUAUUUAUCAGUGCAGAACCUGCGGCAUCAGCAGAGUAUCAUAUCAUCCCGCAAGGAAUUCUCGAAUCAGCGAUUAAGAUAACGAACGAACCGCCGUCGGGGAUGUUGGCGAAUGUGCAUAAAGCAUUGGAUAACUUCAACCAAGAUACGUUAGAGAUGUGUUCGAAAGAAACGGAGUUCAAAGCAAUUCUUUUUGCUUUGUGCUAUUUCCAUGCAGUUGUCGCCGAAAGACGUAAAUUUGGUCCCCAAGGAUGGAAUCGCGUUUAUCCCUUCAAUGUUGGCGAUUUGACGAUCAGUGUGAAUGUUUUGUACAAUUAUUUAGAAGCAAAUAACAAAAUUCCGUGGGAAGACUUGAGAUAUCUAUUCGGCGAAAUUAUGUACGGAGGACAUAUCACAGAUGAUUGGGAUCGUCGUCUUUGUCGCACGUAUUUAGAAGAAUUCAUGCAACCAGAUCUCGUUGAUGGCGAAUUGUUUCUUUGUCCUCAUUUCGUUGCUCCGCCAAAUAUUGACUAUAACGGGUAUCAUGCGUAUAUUGACGAAAAUCUUCCUGCUGAAUCGCCUACUUUGUACUAUUUGCAUCCAAAUGCUGAAAUCGGAUUUCUUACAACACUUUCGGAGCAACUUUUCAAAACGAUUUUCGAAUUGCAACCACGUGAUGCGGGAUCAGGCGGAGGUCAAACAACAUCCCGAGAAGACAUUGUGAAAGGUCUUAUUGAAGAUUUCAUGGAUAAAGUACCCGAAGAAUUUAAUAUUGCUGAUUUGAAUGCUCGUGUCGAAGAUAAAUCGCCUUUUAUAAUUGUCGCGAUUCAAGAAGCGGAUCGCAUGAAUAUUCUCAUGAGAGAAGUACGGCGCUCGUUGCGUGAAUUAAAUUUGGGAUUGAAAGGCGAAUUGACAAUUACGCCCGAUAUGGAGGUUCUUGAAGAGAAAUUGUUUUACGAUCAUGUACCGGAGUCAUGGACAAAACGUGCAUACCCGAGUAUGUUGGGUUUGCAAUCUUGGUUUGCGGAUGUUCAACUUCGUUUGAGAGAACUUGAGCAAUGGACAAGCGAUUUUCAAUUACCGCCGAGUGUUUGGUUGGCGGGUUUCUUCAAUCCACAGAGCUUUUUGACGGCAAUUAUGCAAGAAACGGCACGAAAACGAGGAUUUGCCUUGGAUAACAUGAGAUUAAGUUGUGAUGUUACGAGAAAAUGGAAAGAAGAUUUCACUGCCCCUCCAAGAGAAGGCGCUUACGUUAACGGGCUUUUUAUGGAAGGCGCACGAUGGGAUAUCGAUAACGGUACAAUAGCAAAUGCGAGAUUGAAGGAAUUGUAUCCCGAAAUGCCCGUAAUUUUCAUUAAAGCCAUCACACAAGACAAAGUAGAGACAAAAGGAAUAUACAAUUGUCCCGUUUAUCGAACAAAGAUGCGUGGACCUACAUUUGUAUGGACCUUUGACUUAAAAUCGAAAGAAAAACCAUCGAAAUGGACUCUUGGAGGAGUCUGUUUAUUAUUACAGGUUUAAAAAGACACCAC
This is a messenger RNA of Culicoides brevitarsis, 13697 nucleotides long. Its product is annotated as dynein beta chain, ciliary. NCBI's taxonomy places the organism in Eukaryota, Metazoa, Arthropoda, Insecta, Diptera, Ceratopogonidae. Gene Ontology annotation, molecular function: dynein light intermediate chain binding; dynein intermediate chain binding; minus-end-directed microtubule motor activity. Gene Ontology annotation, cellular component: axonemal dynein complex. Bases 1 to 13686 code for a protein of 4561 amino acids. Gene Ontology annotation, biological process: microtubule-based movement. The transcript is spliced from 16 exons. The record is from RefSeq and is a predicted model, not a curated record.